Molecule: messenger RNA, 1359 nt
Organism: Ogataea parapolymorpha DL-1
Lineage: Eukaryota; Fungi; Ascomycota; Pichiomycetes; Pichiales; Pichiaceae
Product: proline iminopeptidase
Exons: 1
Coding region: 1-1359 (452 amino acids)
Biological process (GO): proteolysis
Molecular function (GO): peptidase activity
Source: RefSeq, a predicted model, not a curated record
AUGGCGUUUGCAGAAUCGUCGUAUAGCGUAGAGGACACGUUCGUCCUGGGGGACAUGAAGGUGUCAAUCCUGAGAUUUUCGGUGCCUCUGGACUAUAAAAAGCCGGACACAACUAUCAGUAUCUGUGUUAAGCUCGUCAACAGCUACAAAUACGGAGAGCCGACGGGUUUCGUUUACGAGGCAGAUAUUUCGCGAAACUUGGAUCACAUACUGCUGUAUCUGCAAGGUGGCCCUGGCUAUGAGUCGGAGUUCCCAAGCGUCGCUUCGAGUCCCAGUUUUCUUUCUCCACUGUUACGUAAGGGGUAUACAGUGCUGCUACUUGACCAGCGCGGCACAGGACUUUCGACGCCCAUACACGUUGACAAAUUGCUGAGUUUUGGGUCUGCUGAGGACCAACUGCACUUUCUAGAGUGUUUCCGCGCGGACUCCAUUAUUCGCGAUUGUGAGCAAAUCCGGUUGGGGCUAAUUGGCCGCUGCAAAUGGACUUUGCUUGGCUACUCGUACGGCGGUUUUUGUUCUAUUUGCUACUGCUCAAUGUUCCCGGAAUCGCUGAAAAAGGUCCUAAUCUUUGCUGGGCUUCCGCCGCUCACAGGGGAUUUGACACAGAUAUCAGUAAAUAAUCUUGCUACCGCUAAGCGGAGGACUCUGGAGUUCUACGAGGAGUAUCCGAGAAAUAAGCUAAGGGUGGAGCGCAUUGUUGAGUAUCUGAGAAAACAGAGACCUGUGCUGCCAAACGGAGGCAUUCUGAGUCCUGAGCGAUUUCAGCAGCUAGGAAUGCAUUUUGCAACUGUCGGCGGUUUUGGAUGGAUGAAUAAGCUGAUUGUCACCAUGACUUUGGAGCUAGAAACCACGGGACAGUUGUCGUAUACCACGCUAAAACUUGCCCAAGACGGAUCUGGGUUCGAUUCCAAUUUGCUGUACUUUUUUUACCAAGAAGCGAUCUACAUGAAUGGCGCAGGGUCCAGCAGCCAAUGGUUUGUCAACAAAAUAAAAGAACGUGUGCAUGAUGACGGAGAAUUUUAUUUCACUAGCGAGUACCACUACCCCGGAAUUUGCGACGAUUUUCAGUCAUUGAGACAUCUGAAGCCGCUGUUGGAGCUUGUUCACACGUACGACAGAUGGGACGAAAUUUGGAACUUAUCGAGGUUGCGCAAGGUCACGCUUACUAAAUUGCCAAUUUACUGUCUGCUCUGCUACGACGACCAGUACGUAAGCACCGAGCUUGCCCUGGCCAAUUCGUCGAUCUUCGAGUUCAAGAGAUGGAUUACCACGGAGUACCUCCAUGACGGGAUCAUCGCAAGCGGCGAGGAGGUGGUGGACAAACUUUUCAGGCUGGUGGAAGGAAGAGUUCCAAAAUAA